This is a messenger RNA of Aaosphaeria arxii CBS 175.79, 1717 nucleotides long. RefSeq lists its product as uncharacterized. The record is from RefSeq and is a predicted model, not a curated record. Bases 185 to 1465 code for a protein of 426 amino acids. Gene Ontology annotation, molecular function: RNA polymerase I core promoter sequence-specific DNA binding; TBP-class protein binding; RNA polymerase I general transcription initiation factor activity. Gene Ontology annotation, biological process: nucleolar large rRNA transcription by RNA polymerase I; transcription initiation at RNA polymerase I promoter. Gene Ontology annotation, cellular component: RNA polymerase I core factor complex. NCBI's taxonomy places the organism in Eukaryota, Fungi, Ascomycota, Dothideomycetes, Pleosporales. The transcript has a single exon.
AUCUCGCAUAUCCGACAUCCAUGAAGCCUGUCAGUGUGGCCGUAUAUGAUUGAUCGAUCGACUGAUUGAUUGACUCCAUCUAUCAAGCGAGCCGUACAGAGUUGCUCAGCUCAGCUGCCCAGCUCCCCAAGCUGACCGGCUCGCCCAAUCCAAUUUCAAAAACCCAUUCAACACAAAAUUUAUCAUGCAGUACUUCGCUGGCUCGCUGAGGCCCAGCCAGCAAACCACUCAUUCGUUGCGCGCACACCAAUACAAGCGGUCACGGAAGCGGAAACGCAACGAGGAUGCUGACGAGAGUCCAAUCAACUCCGAUGACGAGGCGGCAGAUCCACUAACCUCUUCAAAUUUGCUUCCUUUUGUUUCAUCCAAUUCUGCACAAACAGCCCAACUACGCAUCGCUGGACUAACACCCAAGCAUGAUGCUGCUUUGAACGUGCCGCCUAGGCCGUUCCCACACGCUCCUAGUCAAGCACAACGUCCGACCUUCAAUGCGACCAAAAUCCAGCAGGAGCUGGCAGACCUAGAUCCUCCGUUAUUUGCUGCCCAUGCCAUCUCGAAGAGUCGCCCCGUGGACCGGGCCAAUGCCGUGCCCGAGCUGCGGCAAACACAUCUCAAUGUGCUGGUCACUCUUAUGCACCGCUGUUUGCUCCAAGGAGACUAUCAGCGAGCGGGUAGAGCAUGGGGCAUGAUCUUGCGUACUCAGGUUGCUGGUGCACCAAUUGAUCCGCGAGUUGGUGGCCGCUGGGGUCUUGGGGCAGAAAUAUUACUCCGCCGAGUUGCACGAAAUCAAUACACGCUCGCCGGCCAGACUGAAGAAGAAGACAUCUAUACAGAUGAGGGCUUUGAACUCGCCAGAGAGUACUAUGAGCGUUUAAUUGUUCAAUAUCCCACACGAAAGCAAUAUCGUAAUGCUAUUGAUGCACGAACAUUUUACCCGGCCAUGUUCUCGCUUUGGAUAUAUGAAGUCUGCGAGAAAAGCAAGCGCGCGCGAAAUCAACAUGCACUAAUUGACCCAGCGUCUCCGUCUUUUACUACCCUCAACGAUGGCUUCGAACAUGAUUCCGCUAUAGAAUCGGACAUUCGCACGGAAGAAAUGCGACAUGCAAGACAGAUAGAGGAGCGACUGGAUCGUGUUAUUGUGUCACCGCCCUUCGACAAGCAUCCUGACCUGCUACAGCUGAGGGGUAUGAUAAGUCUCUGGAUAGGAGACCUGGUGUUGGGCGAGACCGCCACAUCUCCCAGCGGAGAUUGGGAUCCAGACUCCUCUACUGAUGAUACAUACAUCAAUUAUGAGGCAAGGCAAGAACGACGAAACCGAUAUACCCACAGUUUGAGGGAGUUCAAUCGAGCUCUUGAUUAUCUCAAACGUGCUCAGGAGCACGGCAAACAUCUUCCCGAAAGUGUUGCCAGCACGAAAGACAAGAUCGACUAUUUGAUGAAGAAGCUUGAAGUGCUGGAUCACUAACAACGCUUAAAGCGAAGGAUAUUCCUCUCGGGGCCCUGGCUGUGGUGCAAACCGCCCAUCAUGCAUCCAUUCCAUAUAUUGGACCUCUUGUGUCCAGUUCCUCGACUUAGGGGCUUUCCAUGGAAAGGCAUCACAUCAAAUGCCAUCAUUUGCAAGCUUAUCCCUGGCUGCAUGCACUCAAGCUCCAACUUCAAUAAACAAAAAGUUUGAUUUCGACGUUUCUACUAGCAACAGGACUCACGCAUCAGUGGG